Ipomoea nil (Japanese morning glory) is the source of this 1594-nucleotide messenger RNA. Its product is annotated as anthocyanidin 3-O-glucoside 2'''-O-xylosyltransferase-like. The record is from RefSeq and is a predicted model, not a curated record. Lineage: Eukaryota; Viridiplantae; Streptophyta; Magnoliopsida; Solanales; Convolvulaceae. Gene Ontology annotation, molecular function: UDP-glycosyltransferase activity. The transcript has 2 exons. The coding region runs from base 62 to 1432 and encodes 456 amino acids.
UACCUUUCUGCUUUCAUAUACCAAAUGAAAUUCUGGUUGCAUAUAUGCAAGCAGAAAGCAUAUGAUGGAGGACUCAAUGCUUCACAUAGCCAUGUUUCCAUGGCUGGCGUUUGGGCACUUCAUCCCUUUCCUCCAACUAGCCAACGAUCUUGCAAAAAGAGGCCAUAGGAUCUCACUCUUACUCCCAACAAAUGCUCUGCUUAAACUCAAACAUUUGAAUCUCUACCCACAACUCAUAACCUUCUGUGCUCUUACAAUCCCUCAAGUCGAAGGCCUGCCGCCCGGUGCCGAGACAACAGCCGAUACAAUGAAUCUUGAUGGUUCACUAGAAGUAGCCUUGGAUGGAUUGCAGGAUGAGGUGAAAGCCAUUCUUCUUCAGAUGGAAAAGCCCAAUCUUGUGUUCUAUGACUUUGCUUAUUGGAUCCCGGAAUUAGUGUCGGAGAUGGGAUGCAAAACUGUGAAAUUCACAGUUUUUAGCCCUACCAUAUCAGCUCUGUCCCUAAUCACGUCAAAAAGUAAAGGCAAAGGCAGGGCCGUAACGGCCGCUGAUAUCAUGGAGCCGCCGCCGGGUUUCCCUUCGGAUUCCAAGGUUGUGUUGCGAGAGCAUGAAGCAUAUCAAGUGUCACGUUUCCUUAAUCUACCCAGAAAUAGGAUAACUGUGUUUGAUCGUGUUGUGGAGGCGCUCAAACGGUGCGAUGCAAUAGCCUUCAGAGCCUGCAAUGAAAUGGAAGGACACUACUGCAACUACAUAGCUACUGAGUUAGGUAAACCAGUCUACUGCGCGGGACCGCUGUUGCCGGAGCCGCCGAGGGAGGAGCCGUUGGAAGAUAAAAUCGCGAGGUGGCUGGAGAAGUUUGAGCCAAAUUCAGUAAUUUUCUGUGCAUUUGGAAGUGAAGUGGUGCUUGGGAAGGAACAAUUUCACCAACUUCUUUUAGGGCUUGAACUCACCGGCCUACCGUUUCUGGUUGCCGUCAAGCCGCCGGAGAGAUCAUCGUCUAUAGAAGACGCCUUGCCGGAGGGAUUUCAAGAGAGAACAAAAGGAAAGGCAAUAGUUCAUGGAGGUUGGGUGCCGCAAUCUAUGAUUUUAAGGCACAAAGCAGUGGGGUAUUUCGUGAACCACGGCGGGUCUGGAUCAAUGUGGGAGUCGUUGGCGAGCCAUUGCCGGAUAAUUGUGGCACCUCCAAACAGGUCCGACUACGCUUUGAAUGCUCGUCUCAUGGCGGAGGAACUUGAGGCCGCUGUUGAGGUUCAAACAGAUGAAAAUGACAAAUUUUUCAAGGAAAAUCUGUGCAAUGCUAUCAAAUCUGUGAUGGGGGAAAAUAUACAGAAGGUGAAUCAUAAGAAAUGGAGGGAUUUACUACUCACUCCUGGCUUCGCAGACAAUUACAUUGACAGUUUCAUUCACAAAUUGUAUGAGCUCUCAGUACAAUAGAUGCCAAUCCCUGCACCUUGCCUCUUGAACACAAAACUAUCAGUUUAUUUUAGAUUAAUCUAUCAGUUAAACUAUAGUCCAGAUAAAUUUUAUUUUUUUUUUACAUUUCUUUGUUAUGUGUGUUCGAUCGGAUGAAAUAAAUACAAUAGUUAUUUUUGGUCU